Molecule: messenger RNA, 5287 nt
Organism: Callithrix jacchus (white-tufted-ear marmoset)
Lineage: Eukaryota; Metazoa; Chordata; Mammalia; Primates; Cebidae
Gene: PIM2
Product: Pim-2 proto-oncogene, serine/threonine kinase
Biological process (GO): protein autophosphorylation; regulation of mitotic cell cycle; negative regulation of apoptotic process
Cellular component (GO): cytoplasm
Molecular function (GO): protein serine/threonine kinase activity; ATP binding
Source: RefSeq, a predicted model, not a curated record
AGCUGCAUCUUUGCCUGCUGACCCCACCCCUGCCUAUCCUAUUUCCUGGGGUGUGAUGGUAGCAGAGGACUAUGAGCUUGAACUUCCUGCCUGAAUUCCAGCUUCUCCGCCUGCCUCUAGCCAUGAAUGUUGCUCUUUCCUUCCCAUGAUCUGUUGAAGAAAAGCCCUGGAAAAGCACAACUGAUCAUUUGUGGCAACACGAGUUUAGUGGAAGUAACCAGAGGGGCCUCCCCCAGUGGGUUCUAGAAGGUGAAGGAUGGCUAAAUCCUUCUUUGUUCCUGUCCCCUAGUCCUCUGACACCUCUUUCCCUGCCCUCCCUAGGGGUAGAUCCAAGGUAGAGAAGGCUGGCUGACCUCUAGGUUUUCUCAAGCAUCUUUUAUGGAGACCCUCUGGCAGGAUGUAUGUCUGGUUCUGCAGUCGAGGGCAUGGCCAGCUGAGUGGCUGGCCGCAGAGUAUCUCUGGAACCCAAUGGCCAAGCAUCCAUUUGUUGUAGAGUUGCUUUGAAACCUUUCCUGGCAUUUUCUAGCUGUGUGGCCUUGGUCAGUUCAUAGUUUCUCUGAGUUUCAAGUGUCUCAUCUGUACAAGAGGGGUGAUUAGGCCGGGCACAAUGACUCACGCCUAAAAUCCCAGCACUUUGGGAGGCUGAGGUGAGUGAAUCACCUGAGAUCAAGAGUUUCAGACUAGCCUGGCCAACAUGGAAAAACCCAUCUCUAUUAAAAAUACAAAAAUUAGCAAGGCGUGGUUGUGCCCACAUGUAAUCCCAGCCACAUGGGAGGCUGAGGCAUGAGAAUCACUUGAGCUUGUGGCAAGGAGGUUGCAGUGAGCUGACACUGCACCAUUGCACUCCAGCCUGGGUGACAGAGACACUGUCUCAAAAAAAAAAAAGAUGACUACUCCCUCAUGCUGUCUGCUUGUGAUCAUCGAGAGGGAAUAGGCAUGGUCAAAGAAAGUAACGUACUACUGGGCACAGUGCCUGGCACAUUUGGAGGGUGCAAAUGUGUUAUUUUUGUAGAAGUUUCUGUACCAUUUGGCCCCUACCAAUUUCUUGCCACUUUAUCCAGUUUUCUUGGCCUUUGCCUGCAAUUUGCCCUCUCCUGUCCUGAGCCACCAACCUUUGUCUUUCAAGAUAGGUAGCAGCGCACCUGCUGAGAAGCCCAUUCACAUUCUUUUUUUUUUUUUUUAGUGUCUGUUGCCAUCCUGGAGUGCAGUGGUGUGGAUCUCGGCUCACUGCAACUUCCGCCUCCCAGGUUCAAGCUAUUUUUUUUUGUAUUUUUAGUAGAGAUGGGGUUUCACCAUGUUGGCCAGGCUAGUCUCGAACUCCUGGUCUCAGGUGUUUCACCCACCUCAGCCUCCCAAAGUGCUGGGAUUACAGGCAUGAGCCACCACACCCGGCAGGACAUUCUCACUUCUAUCUAAAAAUUUCCUCAGUAACUACUACAGAUAAACUGCAUGACACAGGUUUGAUGCCUGACUUAUUUGUGCAUCUGUAAUAUCAACAUCCCCACCAAGGCUUGCAAGGCUUUUAGUAAACCCCUAAUAAUGUUGGGUGAACAAAGGAGAGUACAUGUAUGCUUUUUUGGUGUUGUCUGUGUGACUGGCGAGUCCAAGUCUUCAUGUACAGUUCACCGAGUGUCUCCAGUUGUGUGUGUGAUGAGGGCUUGUUUCCAGGUGUGUCAGAUGGUGACUGAGUGUGGGACUCUGAGAGUUUGUGUCUAAAUCCAAGAUGCGUGCAUGCCUGUGUGGGUCUGUCUGUGACAGGGCAUCUGUUGUUUCUGUCUGAUGGGGUAGAUGUCCGUUUGUGUUCCUGCAACAGAUUCUGGAUAGCUAUUUUUGGACAGUUUGUUCCAUUGAUAAGCUGCAUGUAUGAUGGUGUAUGUGUGUCUGUGCCUGAACAGGUCUAUCCAUGCCUGUUUUUGUAACACUGUCACGAAAUGCGGCUCUGUCACAUCAGUACAUGUCUGCCUUCAGAGCAGUGCACGUGUGUCUCGGGAGCAUCUGUGUAUCUUCCUGUGACAGACUCUGUGUCUCAUUUCUGGGACAGUACAAGUCUUGCUGUGAUAGUGCAUGUCUGAUGGUGCCAGCGUUUGUGACAAGUUCUGUCAGUGUGUUUGAGGGGACAUUUCUGUGUCAUCACAUGGCCAGUGUAGGUCUGCAUGAAUGCCUUUCUGUAACUGUGUCUCUGGGUGUCAUUCUGGGACGUAACUAUUUUUCUAACAGUGUGCCUGCCUGAAAGUGUAUGGUCAAUCUAUGUAUCAUAGCGCAUGGCUGCAUGUGUAUCUAGGUCGUUUCCGUGAAUAUGACAGUAUGUUUGUGUAUAUCUUGGCGUUCAUGUGUCUUGGGAGUGCAUUUUUCUUCCUGAGGUGUGGCACCUUCUCUGGCUGUUUUUCACAAAUUUGUGUACUAGAGUUGCCACUUCUCUAGCAGCCUCUAUCAUGUCUCUCAGCCCUUGCCUCUCUCAACUCCAAGUGCAGCCCAAUGCCACCACCACCCUGGGCUCACCCCCAUCCCCCAAGAACCACCCCCUGCUGUUCUAGAUUCUAGACCUGCUGACUGGGCUCAGGGCUCCGGGUUAAAAACUCCAAUAAACACUCCGCAGCAGUCUUAAGCCAUGGGAAAUGUUGCCUGUGACCAAUGCACACCCGUGUUGGUGAUGGCGGGGUUUCCCCCUCCCUGGCUACCAGAUUUUUCUAGGGCCCUGGUUUCAGCUUUCCAGUGAAGGCCACCAGUCUCCUGGAGGACUUCGGUGAAGGAUGGCAAGCGCCUUUCGAGACGGGGUCCUGGAUAGCCACAGGCUCGAAUUCUUAAAAGCCCGGCUGGCGCUAUCUCUGUGCUAAUUUCGAGGCAGCGGCGGCAAACCAACUUCCCGGGAAAGGAUACUGCGCAGUUAUUUUUUAAGUGUAAAUACACACACCACCACCACUACCAGCAACAACCAAAACAAGCGCGGUUGCUGCAAAAGGAUUCCCAGAACCGGUUUCCUCUUGGUGUGAGUCCCACCUCGAGCCCCUUCAUUUACGUGCAGGCCCCGCCUCCUCGGAAGAACGAGCGUGUAUUUGCAUAAGGGGGCAUUUGAAAUGAAGAGGGUGGUAUGCAAAUAAGAACUGGCUCCGAUUGGCUGUGGUACAGCAGGUGCCGCGUCCGGAUUGAUCAAAGCCAGGUGGGCGGGGCUGUCGCCCAGGGUGACUCUCCCGGGAGGCGCGUGCCCCGGCUCAGUAGCUUUGGGGCUGGCGCGCGCGGCGAAUCUUAAGGCUGCGCCGUCUGCGGGCGCUUCCGGGCCACCAGUUUCUCUGUCUUCCACCCUGGCGCCCCCCAGCCCUGGCUCCCCAGCUGCGCUGCCCCGGGCGUCCACGCCCUGCGGGCUUAGCGGGUUCAGCGGGCUCAAUCUGCGCGGUGCAUCCUCCAUGUUGACCAAGCCUCUGCAGGGGCCUCCCGCGCCCCCGGUGACCCCCACGCCGCCGCCAGGAGGCAAGGAUCGGGAAGCGUUCGAGGCCGAGUACCGACUCGGCCCCCUCCUGGGUAAGGGGGGCUUUGGCACCGUCUUCGCAGGACACCGCGUCACAGAUCGACUCCAGGUGGCCAUCAAAGUGAUUCCCCGGAAUCGUGUGCUGGCCUGGUCCCCCUUGUCAGACUCAGUCACAUGCCCACUCGAAGUGGCACUGCUAUGGAAAGUGGGUGCAGGUGGUGGGCACCCUGGCGUGAUCCGCCUGCUUGACUGGUUUGAGACACAAGAGGGCUUCAUGCUGGUCCUCGAGCGGCCUUUGCCCGCCCAGGAUCUCUUUGACUAUAUCACAGAGAAGGGCCCGCUGGGUGAAGGCCCAAGCCGCUGCUUCUUUGGCCAAGUAGUGGCAGCCAUCCAGCACUGCCAUGCCCGUGGAGUUGUCCAUCGUGACAUCAAGGAUGAGAACAUCCUGAUAGACCUACGCCGUGGCUGUGCCAAACUCAUUGAUUUUGGUUCUGGUGCCCUGCUUCAUGAUGAACCCUACACUGACUUUGAUGGGACAAGGGUGUACAGCCCCCCAGAGUGGAUCUCUCGACACCAGUACCAUGCACUCCCAGCCACUGUCUGGUCACUUGGUAUCCUCCUCUAUGACAUGGUGUGUGGGGACAUUCCCUUCGAGAGGGACCAGGAAAUUCUGGAAGCUGAGCUUCACUUCCCUGCCCAUGUCUCCCCAGACUGCUGUGCCCUAAUCCGCCGGUGCCUGGCCCCCAAACCUUCUUCCCGACCCUCACUGGAGGAGAUCCUGCUGGACCCCUGGAUGCAAAUGCCAGCCGAGGAUGCACCCCUCAACCCCCCAAAAGGAGGGCCCACCCCUUUGGCCUGGUCUUUGCUACCCUAAGCCUGGCCUGGCCCCCAAUGGUGGGAAGAGCCAUCCCAUGGCCAUGUCACAGGGAUAGAUGGACAUUUGUUGACUUGGUUUUACAGGUCAUUACCGGUCAUUAAAGUCCAGUAUUACUGAGGUAAGGGAUUGAGGAUCAGGGGUUAGAAGACAUAAGCCAAGUCUGCCCAGUUCCCUUCCCAAUCCUACAAAGAAGCUUUCUUCCAGAACCUGUGGUCCCUGAUUCUGGAGGGGGAACUUCUUGUUUCUAAUUUUGCUAACGAUGUUUUAUUUCGGGUGAAGUCCCCAUUCUGAGCCCCGGGACUCAUUCUGAUGACAUGUCACCCCUACAUUGGCACCUCCUCCUACCAUCACACAAACUUCCUUCAUAUGCUCUUACUUGGGCAAGGGUGCUUUCCUUCCAAUACCCCAGUAGCUUUUAUUUUAGCAAAGGGACCCUUUCCCCUGGCCUAGGGUCCCAUAUUGGGUCAAGCUGCUUACCCUGCCUCAGCCCGGGAUUCCUUAUUCUGGGGGAGGUAAUCCACUGUUUUUACUCCAAGGCUUUUUUUUUUUUUUUUUUUUUUUUUUUUUUUUUUGGUGAGGUGAUCCUAUUCUGUUAUCCGAAGUGCUCUUAUUCUGGUGAGAAGAACCUUACUUCCGAAUUUGGGAAAGAAUGGGAGAUGGACACCACCGGACCCCACCAGACACUAGGAUGGGAUGGAUGGUUUUUUGGGGGAUGGGCUAGGGGAAAUAAGGCUUGCUGUUUGUUCUCCUGGGGCGCCCCCUCCAACUUUAGCAGAUUUCUUGCAACCUUCUCCUGAGCCGGGAUUGUCCAAUUGCUAAAAUGUAAAUAAUCACGUAUUGUGGGGAGGGGAGUCCCAAGUGUGCUCUCCUCUCUUCUCCCCCUGCCUGGAUUAUUUAAAAAGCCAUGUGUGGAAACCCACUAUUUAAUAAAAGUAAUAGAAUUAGAA